Grosmannia clavigera kw1407 is the source of this 1098-nucleotide messenger RNA. RefSeq lists its product as uncharacterized. The record is from RefSeq and is a predicted model, not a curated record. The coding region runs from base 1 to 1098 and encodes 365 amino acids. NCBI's taxonomy places the organism in Eukaryota, Fungi, Ascomycota, Sordariomycetes, Ophiostomatales, Ophiostomataceae. The transcript has 2 exons.
AUGCGUCGUUUUGAGUCCGCCGCUGUCGUCGCCUCUCUCCUGGCCCUCGCCGGGUGGGCGGCGGCUGACAGCGUGUCUGUCACCCCCCACGCCAGCUACUCUUCGUCUGUCGGCGUCCUAGGCUGCAAGAUCGACACCAACCGUGUUGCCUACUGGCCCGGCUCCGUGGACUGCACCAACAUCUGUGUCAAGCUGACGUAUGGCAGCCGCUCGGUCAACCUGCUGCGCAUCGACAAGUCUGCUGGUGCUCAUGACGUCAGCUAUGACGCCUGGGCUUAUCUGCAGACAGGUAACUCGGCUACAAUUGACCCCAUUGCCGGCGGUGGUAUCGAAAUGGAAUACGAGGACGUCGAUGCGUCCGAGUGCGCGGAUCUGAUCCAUACCGCCGGCUCGAAGCUGCCGCUGAGUGCUUCUAACAGCAUGGACUACGUCGCCAGCUGCAUUUCCGAUUCGAGCAGCUGGGUCGGACUGAAUUACGUCCUUUAUAACAUCUUGGACCCCAUCUGUUCCUACGGCUACGACGAGGUGUGCAAUCUGGACCUGGAUGUCAGCAACCAGGCCAGCUGCCCGCACACCCUCGGCCUGACUACCUCACUCACCACUGCCCCCGUAUACAAUAUUGAAUAUGACACGGGCAUGGCCGUGAAUGCCGCGACAGGAGACACCGUGUCGGCUAGCGUGGCCCUGGCGGCGGACGGCAGUGAUGCUGACAGCACUUCAGACAGCACUUCAGACAGCACUUCAGACAGCUCCAGUGCCUCUACAGAUACUACCACGUCUACGCUUCUGACUGCAGCCACUGUAGCCGCCGUUGUUGUCAAGCCGAGCUCGACCUUAGGCACCACCCUAGCUACUGUUGCUGUUUUCUCUUCCAGCGCUAUCACAAGCCCAACCUCUGCCUAUACAGUGGUUGAGACUUCCGUUGCAGCCGCCAUGACAACUUCUGCCGUCGAUACAACCACGGCUGUGCAGCCGUCCUCCAACUCACCAGGCUUUCGGCUGCAGCUUCGGCUACAAAAACCACCAGCGUUAGUGACGCGGCCAACGGCACCGGCACGAGCAGCUCAGCCACUGCGGCCACAACUUCAGGUGCCAUGA